Molecule: messenger RNA, 1256 nt
Organism: Betta splendens (Siamese fighting fish)
Lineage: Eukaryota; Metazoa; Chordata; Actinopteri; Anabantiformes; Osphronemidae
Product: CD209 antigen-like protein C
Exons: 8
Coding region: 187-996 (269 amino acids)
Source: RefSeq, a predicted model, not a curated record
UUUAAAAGCAGCUGUUUCCUGUGUGAGUCUGACAGGAAGGGUUGUUCUAUGAACUCACUCAAACUGAUGGUGACGCAGUUCACUUCACUUACGAGUGUUGAUGCUUCAGUGUUGAAACGCAGCAGCAGCAGAGACUGAAGCUUCCAUCCAUUAAAACUGGAGUCUGGAUCCUGAAGACUGAGAGCGAUGAGCCGAGUACAAACCUACAAAGAAGGUGAAGCUGCUGCCUCCCAACAAGCAGAGUCCAACACGGGGUCAAAGGUCAGAUCAGAGAGAGUGGCCCUGCUGCUUCUCAGUGCUCUGCUGGCAGCUGCUGCCGUUGUUAUUUACCGUCUCUCUUUUGCACAUUUUCAAACCAAUAAAAAUCUGCAAAUGUUGAAGGAUGAAAAUGAAGCAAUGAGGAAAAAUCUGACAAUGUUGAAGGAUGAAAAUGAAGCAAUGAGGAAAAAUCUGACAGAGAAACUGUCUGAAUUAAGCUCCUGCACCUCAGAACAGCUGAUCAGACCCAAACCUGCUGAAGCCAAAACCACUGGACUAUGUCGAACGUGUGAACUAGACUGGGAUCAACAUGGAGGAAGCUGUUAUUAUUUCUCCUCCUAUAAACUGACCUGGGACCAGAGCAGAAGUGUCUGUAAAGGUCGAGGAGCAGAUCUGGUCCAGAUAAACAGUGAAGAGGAGCAGAGGUUCCUGGACGACAAAGUGGGAGGAAAAAUGAAUGGUUUUGACGACUUGUUCUGGAUCGGACUGACAGACUCAGAGGAAGAAGGCAGAUGGUUGUGGGUGGACGACUCACCUCUGAACACAAGUUUGUCUUUUUGGUACAAAUGUGAACCAGACAACUGGACUGGAGAUAAUGCUGCUGGAGAGCACUGUGUGAGGAUGGGAGUAAAAGGAGGAGCUACAGACCUGAAGUGUUGGUUUGACAGAUCCUGUGAUUCACAUGAAAGAAGCAUCUGUGAGAAAGCAGCUGAAACUGAACGACUCAUCUGUGUCUGAAUCCAGUUUAAACCCAAUUUAAAAUGUGCGCACACAUGUUUUAAUAACUUAAUACUUUAAUAACAAACCAAUGUGAGUUUGAUCACGUUGGAACUAAAUGUAUAAAUAUUGAUGUAUUUAUUUUAUAAAUGUGCUGUUCUCUUCUCAGUUAUCACUAUUUGUCACCUGGAGGCUUCAAGUUUGUGUUUAGUAACUGAACUAUAACACUUUGAAAUGUACUUUGUUUUGAAUAAAAUGAAUUGAAGUAGGAUGUAUGAUGU